This is a messenger RNA of Ostreococcus lucimarinus CCE9901, 1002 nucleotides long. RefSeq lists its product with no specific name. The transcript has a single exon. NCBI's taxonomy places the organism in Eukaryota, Viridiplantae, Chlorophyta, Mamiellophyceae, Mamiellales, Bathycoccaceae. The record is from RefSeq and is a predicted model, not a curated record. The annotation marks the transcript as partial.
UUGGAAGAAAAGCUCGUCGAGACGAGGGACGAAAACAAAUUGCUCAGACGAGACUUGGUGGAGCGCGACGGAGAAAACUCAGAGUUACAUCGCGCGGUUGCCGAGCGCGAUGGUGCGCAGCGGUUCCUCAAAACGCAACUCGCGGACUGGAAUCAGCGUUUGUACGCUCGCGCCGAAGGAAGCGACUCCCAACUCGCCGGUACGACGACGAGCGCGAGCGAAGGUUCGGCGACUGAACUGCGAACGAGGUUGGAUCAAGUCGAGAUCGAACUCGGUGCGAAGACUGGCGCGGUUAUCGCGUUGGAGCGUCGCGUGAAAGAUCAAGACAAGGCACUCGAACGCGCGCGUGCGGAGAUCGAAAAGAUGCGCGAGAAGCUCUUCGCGCGCGAGACGACGGAUGUCCGCGCCACGGCACCGAAGCAGCGAUCCAAGUACGUCGAGGACGCCGAGAAUACCGCGGCGCAGGUUAUGGAGACGCUUCGCGCGACGCGCGACAGACAUGCAGAGAAGCGUAGUCGCGACGCUCGCGCGGCACGACGCGUCGGUGGCCCCAAGAGCGCGCAGAGCCGACCGGCGACGAAGAAACGCGAGCGAGCGCCGCCGUCAUCCGUGGUCAUUGACGCGAACGCCCCGUACCAACCGCCGCGAGCGAAUGACGACGAGGACGAGGACGACGAUGGCGAUGAUGACAGCGAGUACGAAGAAAUUGACGUGCCGAUCAAGCGCACGACGAAGAAGGGAAUGUCGAAGAAGAAGUCAAUCGCGCCCGCCGCCGCCAAGGAAAAUGCCGCGACGGACGCCGCGCCGGCGAACGACGGUCCGCGCAUGCCUCUCGGCAUGCUUCAGAUGCCCAAACUAGGCGCAAAGAAAGACAAGGGCGCGGUCGACGAUGUCGCGCAGAAGAAGCGCCGAUUGAAUCGUCAAUCGGCGAUUCCCGAAGCGUUGCCGUCUUUAAUGUUCGGCGUCGCCGACGGCGAUUUUCAAGUCGCCCCGGCAAAGUGA